Messenger RNA from Penicillium samsonianum, 1662 nucleotides. It is a transcript of the gene psrA, whose product is annotated as putative general stress response phosphoprotein phosphatase Psr1/2. The record is from RefSeq and is a predicted model, not a curated record. Gene Ontology annotation, cellular component: plasma membrane. The transcript is spliced from 5 exons. Gene Ontology annotation, molecular function: phosphoprotein phosphatase activity. NCBI's taxonomy places the organism in Eukaryota, Fungi, Ascomycota, Eurotiomycetes, Eurotiales, Aspergillaceae. The coding region runs from base 1 to 1662 and encodes 553 amino acids.
AUGAGUGGAGAAAGCACAUCGCGAGAUUCAGCUCUGGAAUCCGCAAACAAAACACCUAUGAAUACCUCCGGCCUUCCGGGCUCAGCCAUUCCUGAGCCCGAACAGGGUAGAGGCACCGAUGCGACCGAGAAUCAGGACGUAACCUCUGUCGCACCUUCCGACCCGGCCUCGUCCUCCGCUGCACCAGCGGAGAGUACACCGACUGCUGCUGAAGGCGCCACCGCACCGAAGAAACGCCAUUUGCUGAUCCCCAUCCCGUCGCGACGAUCCUCGAAAACCAACAAACAGCAGGGGUCGGAAAAGACUGAGGAAGCAGCGCAAGAUGAGCCUUCCCGAAGAAGUUCCAAAGUGAGCAUCCUGCAGUCGAAACGGGAUCAUAGCCGGGCAAGUAGCCGACGGUCGCGCCAGACCCAGAACGGAGUGAAUCCGGAGGAGAGUAAAGAGGCGGCGACUAUGCCCGACGACAGUUCCUCGAAGCCUCCACAGAAGAAAAGUUCAUCCAAGUUCCUGGCUUUCUUGGGCUGUUGCUCCUCUUCGGAUGUUGAUGCAGAUGACAUUGCCCUGCCUGCAAAGAAAACAACCAUGCGGCCACCAACUUCCAACAGGCUGCCUACUCCAGACAAGGCAGAGGCUCCUACUGGUGACUCAAGCACUGUAGAAUCAAGGGAGCCAUACUUAGAUGAAAAGGCAAACUCCACAGUCAGCGCGGAUCAGCCUCGCGAAGAAGACCGCAAUGUCCAGCCUGCUGCGGCUAGCGUGCAAGGCGAUGGUCCUUCUGCGGAUGCCCCACAGCCAGAAGUAUCUGGCCAGAAAGAUCAGACCAAUGAUGUUAUCCCGCAUGAUCAGACAGGAAUUGUGAUGGGAUCAGUACCUGAAGUGAAAGAAGAUGCAAACACUCACGAUUGGGAGGGUCAAUCAACCUCAACCACCGAGGACCUCACUUCUGCAUCAACGUCAACCAUCCCUAAAGAUUUUGGCACUGACGGCCACGAAGAAGUCACAUCUCAUCAAGAAAUGAAACUCCCCGUGGUGAUCCCUCCGCCACCACCACCGCUUCCACCGGCACCCCCGGCUCCCCCUGCUCGAACCCACUAUGAGGACUCAGCGCAUCCUUUGCUCCCUGCACCUUUACCCCACUUAAGUGGUCGAAAGUGCUUGGUUCUCGAUCUCGAUGAAACACUGGUUCACAGCAGCUUCAAGGUCUUGGAGCGUGCCGACUUCACCAUUCCAGUUGAGAUCGAAGGUCAAUACCACAACAUCUAUGUGAUCAAACGUCCUGGCGUGGACGCAUUCAUGAAGCGUGUUGGUGAGCUUUACGAAGUGGUGGUAUUCACUGCCUCAGUUUCAAAGUAUGGCGACCCUUUGCUCGAUCAACUGGAUAUUCAUAACGUGGUUCAUCAUCGCCUAUUCCGAGAGAGUUGUUAUAACCACCAGGGGAACUACGUCAAGGAUCUUUCACAAGUCGGUCGAGACUUGAAGGAAACAAUCAUCAUCGAUAAUUCCCCCACAUCCUACAUCUUCCACCCUGAGCACGCGAUUCCCAUCAGUAGCUGGUUCUCUGACGCUCAUGACAAUGAGUUGCUCGAUCUCAUCCCUGUUCUCGAGGAUCUCGCGGGGGCCCAAGUCCAAGAUGUCAGCAUGGUCCUGGACUGCACCCUGUAG